This is a messenger RNA of Pseudomyrmex gracilis, 8064 nucleotides long. RefSeq names its product homeobox protein cut (gene cut). Lineage: Eukaryota; Metazoa; Arthropoda; Insecta; Hymenoptera; Formicidae. The transcript has 9 exons. The record is from RefSeq and is a predicted model, not a curated record. Bases 1863 to 6692 code for a protein of 1609 amino acids. Gene Ontology annotation, molecular function: DNA-binding transcription factor activity, RNA polymerase II-specific; DNA binding. Gene Ontology annotation, biological process: regulation of DNA-templated transcription.
CACGAGGCGCGUGGAGUGCGUGGAUCGAAACGGACCCGACACGACGCUUCACGCGCCAGAUCACCGGGCGAAUACACGAAGUGCUUCGGUGUAAAGGUGCACUCUUCUCCGCCCUCAUUUCGCACACUCGAGAGAGAACACUCGCGACUAAGAAGACGUUUUCUGACUCCGAAUGAAGUUUUUUUUUUUUAUCUGCUUCGUGCGCGGAAUUUAUUUUUCGCGUCCGGUAACGACGACGCGAAGAUCAAGAAAAUGCUCCAAGACGCCGAAGAGUAAACACGGAAAACGGCUGAGAAAUUGUGUUGCACCAGCUCUUAGUUUCAGGUUAGGAGCCUGCUAGGACGGGUCUCGUUCUCUCUUCUUGAGGUCAUUCGGAUGAGAGCGGACGAAAGGGUUCGCGACCCGGGUGCACUAGUACAACCACGAAACGCGAAGAAGAAGGGAAAGAAGAAAUUGGAAACACAAUAUUGAAAAUUGCAGUCGCCUCUUAUCACUCCACCUUUCAAUACUUGGACUUGACAUCUGGCUCGCUAUCAGACUGACAUCAAUGAGGCUCGUGAGAUUCUACUGGAGAACGGAUUGCGAGAAAAACAAAUUUUGGAAUAGCGUGGCGUAUUGAUCAAGUGUUACUGCAAAGUGUCAGUUACUCAAAGUGUUGCAAAUUACAAAGUGAAUCUUCCCUGUGACUGGAAGGGAGACUUCGUGAUCGUAUCGUAUUAUGAAUGUUUUCUUGUGUAAAUCAAGUGCGGGAGUGUGAACUGAAUCCUCGUUGGGGUGCGAGUGAGAAACAUUGCUCCAUUUCGUGAUGCGUGUCGUAUGAUGCGGCAGCGGGCAGGGAUCUCGCAUCAUAGUUACGUAGACACCGGGGACAUCGACGAGAAGUUCACUUUGAUAAUUAUUGACGAGCGAUCUGUGAGAGACUUGUGACAAGUUCGCGGAUGAUCCGAAUUCAGGAAAUCCGCGACCGUUUAAUAGUGGUGACUAAUGAUACGGUGACGAAUGACACGGAUCAUCAGGAUCCGUCGAUUGAAAGAGAUCGAGACGUUUAGUAUAAUAGUGAUGAUACCGUGGUACCGAGUACGUUUCCGACAAACGUUAGACUACCGUCUACUUCGUUAGAAUCGUUGUGCUCCAGUAUCGCUCUACUCCAGUAUCGCUGUGCUCCAAUCUGAUUUAACGUUGCUCAAAUCAUAACGCGCUGCAACGUAGCACAAAUGAUCGACUCGAAUCAUACAUCGACGACAAACGAGAAAUUUUGAUCGAAGUAUUCCACUUAGACUAAUUCUAUAAAUAGGAUAUAUAUAUAUUAUAUAUAUAUCAGUGUGAGUGAUAAUUGUCCGAUGUUUCUAACAUAUAUGUUCAUUGAAAACUUUUGAGAAGAAAACUCAUGAAAGUCGAAUUGCGCGCUCUUACAAAGAAGUGUCAUCCCGGCAAUGUUGAUCGCGAGGCAAUAUUAGGGAAGUGUAAAUUGCUAAGUGGACGCGUGACACGUUGCUUCGCGCUAGUCCGUGGACUACCAGUGAAAGACGGUACCGACGGAACCGGCGCCUAAGACGUGUUCCCCGAGUGCAACCAGCAACGGAGACGGAGGAGGCGGUGGCGGAGGAGGCGGUGGCAAACGAGGAAGAGCAGUUUUGCGACCGCCGGAGAAGCUCGAAGCCGUCAAAGUGGCUUCGUCACUGGGGCUCCAGGGGCCUUCAGCGCCGAUCGGGGCCCAACUACUGGUUACUGGUGGUUCGGAAGAUGCGCCGACCGCGACCGUGUACCACGCCAACCUGGUAGCCGGUAGCAACACCUCCGUCGUGACAGCGGCGCUCCAGCAGCCCAUAUUAGCGAGUCUGAACUCAGCGGCACUGGCCAGCAUGCAGGCCUCCGCGGAGGCCAACUCGCGGAAUAUAACGACCAUGGAAUGGCUCUACAAAAAGGAGCCCUUGUUCACGCUUGCUCAUUUUUGGCAACAGAGAGCGACUUCGGCGGAGAAAGAAAUAGCCGCGCUGAAAGAACAGCUUGCCGCAACGAAUGACAGCAAUUCCAAGACUGAGGGACACCAAUUGUCUCAGCCUCCGCAGGGAAGCGAUCAACAGCAGGUACACGAUGCCAGCAAUCCCAGAAGGACGCCGAACAGCAACCUCGAGCAGGAGCUGCAGGCCAAAGACAAAGAGAUCAACCAGUUGGUUGAAGAGGUGUCUAGGCUACAGCAGAACCUGCAACGCCUUCAGGAACAAAGUGCGCAAGCAACAGUGCGACUUGAGGAGGAACUCGAAGUGCGGAGGCAACACAUCAACAGACUGGAAAGUAAAUUGGAGCGGCAGAGGGAUUACGACGACCUAAAGCGCGAAAUCAGUGUACUGAGAUCGGUCGACCUCUCGCAGAUACCAACCGGUGAGCCCGGAAAAAGUUUGGAACAUCUUCUUAUGGAACGCUUCAAGGCGCUCCAGCAAGCCGAGAACCUGAAAUCCUCUAAUACGCCCGAAGCACUCGGUGGAUUAUCGUCACCCCUGCAGCGCGCCUCGACCGCCUCACCCCACGGGGUUGGAGGUGUACCACCUACGUCCCAUGUGUCCUCCCAACAACCACCGCCACCGCCUCCGACGGCAACCUCCCUCCCUCCGCGUUCCACUCCAACGCCUUCUUCGGCCUCUUCGACAACUUCAAACCUUCUCUUCCCGCCACCUCUUCAAAACGUCGAGACCUUUGGCUCAUUCCUUGGUGAAGAAAUCGUCGCGAAUUGGAGGCGGACAUUGGAAAGGUCUAUCAUGAGUCAGCAGCAACAGCAACAACAGCAAUCGCAGCAGCAGCAACAACAACAACAGCCACAGCCAUCCCAAUUAAGCCAGUUAACUCAACAGCAACAGCAGUUGCAACAGACCCAACCGCACAUGGGUCUUCAUCCGCCAUCAACGCCAAGUAGUUUAAAUCACCUGCCAUCGCCGGGUGCGGAUCCGUCGUCCACUUCGAAUACUCCUGCAAAGUCGAAUACGCCUAUAAGCACGGCUCCUCUGAGUAAUUUAGACGUCACUGAGAAAGCUCCAACACCGGUAUCGGGACAUGAGACGCCAGCACCUCCAACACCAUCCUCCACAACCGCCUUAACAUCACCGCCGAGCUUCCAACCACCUACGUCGAUGGUGGAAACCAAUACUCCUUCGGCUUCCAUCAACGGCGGCGGUCUCACACCUGGUGUUCCGAGCGCACCUCCUCCGAAAAGCCCGGCCGAUCAGGAAUCAUGUCACAACAAUAACAACAGCCACCAUCUAGCGAACAAUAACAUCGGUGGUCUGAGCGUUCUCGACACACUAAAAAGUCCAUUUCGGUUUGACGAUCGAACGUAUCCGUUCCGAUUCGGUGACGAGUUCGGAGCCGCUGGUAUGGCCGGUCGGCUGGGCGAGUCUCUCAUUCCGAAGGGUGAUCCCAUGGAGGCGAGACUGCAAGAGAUGUUACGUCACAAUAUGGACAAGUACGCCUCGCAAAAUCUCGAUACUCUUCACAUAGCGAGACGAGUGCGGGAGUUGCUGUCGAUACAUAAUAUCGGACAGAGAUUGUUCGCCAAAUAUGUUCUCGGACUGAGUCAGGGCACGGUCAGCGAGUUACUUAGCAAACCCAAACCUUGGGACAAACUGACCGAAAAAGGCCGUGACAGCUAUCGGAAGAUGCACGGUUGGGCUUGCGACGAUAACGCUGUAAUGCUGCUCAAGUCCCUCAUCCCCAAGAAAGAGUAUGUUUCAGGCAAGGAGCAAGGAAUGCCAGCAUUCGCACGUGGGCCACAGGAUGGUGGUCCGCCAGAAAUGAAUGACGAAAGAUUGGCACAUAUUCUCUCGGAGUCGGGCCAUAUGCAAAUGAGGAGUGAGCACGAGGUGUCGAACGACGCAGACAGCAAGAGUCCGAGCAGAAUCGGUUGUCCGAGUCCGUUCAACAAGGACAGACUUGACAGCCAAAAUAGGAGACUGAAGAAGUACGAGAACGACGACAUUCCUCAGGAGAAGGUGGUGAGAAUUUAUCAGGAAGAACUGGCCAAACUGAUGGGCAGAAGAGUGGAGGACCUUCGUCCGCGAGAGUUUUCUAGUGCGAUCUUUCCGCAUUUUUUCAGUGGUACACAAAGUGGUCUUCAAGGUAUCGAGCGUACCCAAGAAGACAUUCGACUGGCCUUGGACGCUUACCACCGUGAGCUUCAAAAGCUGAACGCAGCACCAGGACAGACACCCUCGAUGACUGGAUUGCCAGGAUUGCCCGGACUGCCAGGUUUGCUGGCGCUUCAGCAACAAGCUCUUCAGCAACAUCAUUUGGCCGCGAACGGCGGCGGCGGCGGCAGUGUUCAGGACUUGAGUUUAGGCAAAGUGGAUCCGCGCAACAAAAUGAUAAACGGUGUGUCGGAAGAGGAGAAAGAGAAAAUGGAAGAGGCGAUGAGGCACGCAGGAAGUGCUUUCUCUCUGGUGAGACCAAAGCAGGAAUCUACAGGCCCGCAAUCGACGCCCGGCGGUUCCAGCGCGAGUUCACCGCUUGGCAAUUCUAUACUCCCUCCUGCAAUGACACCUAGUGAAGAAUUCUCCAGCGCGGCGGCAGCCAGUCCUCUUCAAAGGAUGGCAUCCAUCACGAACAGUUUGAUAAGCCAACCGUCCACGCCAACUCACCACUCGGCCAAUCAAAGACCGUUGAAAGCUGUGCUUCCUCCAAUUACGCAGCAACAAUUCGAUCUGUAUAAUAAUCUUAACACCGAAGAUAUUGUCAAAAGGGUGAAAGAACAGCUGUCUCAGUAUUCGAUUUCACAGCGGCUAUUCGGCGAGUCAGUAUUGGGUUUGUCUCAGGGAUCGGUAUCGGACCUUCUAGCGCGUCCCAAGCCAUGGCACAUGCUUACCCAAAAAGGUCGCGAACCCUUCAUUCGAAUGAAGAUGUUCCUCGAGGAUGACAACGCAGUACACAAGCUGGUUGCCAGUCAAUACAAGAUUGCUCCGGAGAAGCUGAUGAGGACCGGCGGCUACGGCGGCCUGCCUCGUAAGUUUAACUCAGCGUGUGGAACACCUAUGAAACCUAUGCCGCCGACAAAACUCGUCCAAGAGCAGUUGCAAAAUGCAGCGAAGGCACAGGCUGCUGCUCAAGCGGCCGCGCAAGCAGCGGCACAACAGCAUCAGCAGGAGAAUCAGGUGCAACUUGGCCCGCCUCAGCAAAGUCCUCAGCAUCUACAGCAUCCGCAACCGCCACCACCAAUGAUGUUGACUCCGCCUGGACCUCAUCAUCCUCACACUCAACUCAGCAUGCAGGAGCUCCAGAAGAAGCAACAACAACAGCAACAACAAAUGUCAUUGCAUUCGCCGCAUCAUCAGAUGGCGCCGUCGCCUCUUCGAAGUCUUCAUCCGCACAUUUCACCGAGCGUGUACGAGAUGGCUGCCCUCACGCAAGAUCUCGACACGCAAACGAUCACCACGAAAAUCAAAGAAGCGUUACUGGCCAAUAAUAUCGGCCAGAAAAUCUUCGGCGAAGCGGUUCUCGGUCUUUCGCAAGGUUCUGUCAGCGAGCUUCUGAGCAAACCGAAGCCGUGGCAUAUGCUUAGCAUAAAAGGCCGUGAACCUUUUAUCAGAAUGCAGCUUUGGCUGUCAGACGCGCACAACGUCGAUAGACUGCAAGCAUUGAAAAACGAGCGACGAGAGGCAAACAAAAGACGACGCAGCAGUGGUCCGGGUCACGACAACAGUUCUGACACUUCGAGUAAUGACACCGCUGAGUUUUAUCACGCAGCGUCACCUGGUCCGGGACCCACCACCGGUAAGAAGCAACGUGUUCUCUUCUCUGAAGAACAGAAAGAAGCUCUCAGACUCGCUUUUGCCUUGGACCCGUAUCCUAAUGUAGCUACCAUCGAAUUCCUCGCCGGUGAACUCGCCCUAUCCUCGAGAACAAUAACGAACUGGUUUCACAAUCAUCGAAUGAGACUGAAGCAGCAAACGCCACACGGUCAACCGGAACCACAAUCGCCACGAGAACCUGGCCAGCCUUUCGAUCCUGUUCAAUUCAGAUUACUACUGAACCAAAGACUGUUAGAGAUUCAAAAAGAGAGAUUGGGAUUAGGAAAUGUACCUUUACCUUACUCUCCAUAUUUCAAUCCCAAUCUGGCGGCCCUAGUGGGUAACGCGUUGAAGGAGCAAUGCUCCGGCCUCGAUCUCUCAAUGAACGCUCUGAAGAGAGAACCAAAUCAGGAGUUCGAGGACGAAGAUGUCGAGGACGCGAUGAGUAAUCUAGGUAGUGAAGAUUCGGAAGGUUCGGCCAGCAGUAUAAAGAGAGAACCCGCGGAAACGCCGACGGCACCCGCGACAGUUAGGUCUAACAGAAGAAAACCUGCAGCACCGCAAUGGGUGAAUCCGGAAUGGCAAGAACCAGCAAGAACAGGCGACGAAGUCAUUAUCAAUGGUGUUUGCGUGAUGCAGACGGAUGAUUAUGGUGUGAAGAGGGAAGCCGAGGAGACCAUAAGAGUCGAACCGACACCCGUUCAGGACCGGUACGAAGAGGACGCUCAGAGCGACGUCUCUUCCGUGUCCGCCAACAAUGGGGCCGAUCGGGACAGUCCGCUUCCCAGUCCAAAGUCUGGUCAAAAUAGCCCAGUGACGUCACUCAGACCGCCGUCGGCACAACAAACGCAACAAUCAACAGAAGAAAGUCCGAAGGACGUGGUAAAGCAAGAACCGGAAGAAACGUGGGAUUACUAGGACAGUCUGAAACGCGAAAUUCCAUGGAAUUAUCCGUGAUCUCGGUGUUUCUUCUUCGUGCAAAAUUGAAAGCCAGGCAAGAUUUCCGAGUGUCUCUGAAGUCAUAUUGUUGAAAUAUGCCAAAAUGACGCUUUAUAAAGAAAAGACGUUCUGCGAGGAUCAUCGGUCUAGUUAAGUUUUAAACGAGGAAACCAGUUAUAGGACUCGGGUCGUGCGAGUCCUGCCUACCACGAGGGCAUUAUCAUAGAGAGGCAGACGCGAAGUACGGGUCUAGGAUGUUUCUUGGAGAAUGUCAUCGAUAAAAAAGGAAUCGGGAGGAUGUCUUGGUCGAACGUUUUUAGAGAAACGAUCAAAACUAUGAACGGAGCUCAAUCAAAAAAAGGACUUUACAUUGUGACGUUUUCUACGCGGCAAGUGGUACGAGAUCAGUGUCGGUGCGUGCGGAUCUACGGCAAAAUAUCGUAUCAUUUUAGAAGACUGUGAAGUACAACGGGGCCGGCUGUAGGAGGACGACGGGCUCUCGUUGCAAUCCGCUCGAAAUUCGAGAGAGAACCCCGGCCGUUUCCGCUUUUGGAUGACAUUUCCCCUCGAGUGAUUGGAAAUAUCAUUCCAGAGUAGGGGAGAGACGAGCGGACUAAGAUGAUGCGCGGAAAACGGAGGUGGUCCGGGUUCGCUACAGUGCAAUCUCCCAGUAACUAAUUGUUAGAUCGAAUUAUUAUUAAUUUUUAAUUGUGAAGAAUUGCGCGCGACGAAAAAAAACGGCCGAUUAAUAAUUAAUUGCAUAAUUGUGAUUCAUGUUAUUGUUUAUACUCGCCUCCCUAUCUCCCCGAUAUAGUGAAUAAGCUGUUAAUGUUAUAUAUAUAUACUCCUCUCCAGUUACGUAUGUACCUUUUAUCUCGUUUAGUUAAGACUCGAUAUUUCCCUCUUCUUCUUCUCUUUUCCUACUUUUCUUGCUUAUCCAUCUAUUUAUAAAAAAAAAACUGCGAGAAGAAUGAUCACUUACCGUUACCAAUGUUAUUAUUAUCACACUGCUCUAUUAUAAUUUUCAAAUUAUAAAUAUUAUUAUUAUACUAUAUAUAUAUAUAUUAUAUAUAUAAUUAUCAUAUUAUUAAAUAUUCUCAGUUGUCAAAGUACUGUCAUGAAUUUACUAUUUUUACGUUGAUAUGUUGAACGGUAAUGAGAAAUGUAAAAUACCAAAAAAGAAGUAAAUUUAUUCGUUUCACAAUAUGGUUAUUUAAGCUUCCUUUUUCUAUUUGUUGGAAACUAUUAGCUGCGCUAAAACAAUUGGUGAUGAACAUAUCUCUUAAUGUGAUUAUUUAAUAUGAUUUUGAUUAUUAUAUUAUUAUUAAAUAUAUUAUUAUUUUUUGUAUUA